CCCACAACACCCCUAGCACAAGACAAGCAAGAGCUCGCCGCAGCCGUAAAGCAGAAAGCCACCCACGAUGCAUCGACGGGCCUCUCAGUCCUAGACGUGCUGCGCAUCGCAGGCGGGAUCCUACUGCUGAGCAGCGGGCUAAGCUACCUGAGCACGAGCGGGACGAGCAUGACGUGGGGGUAUAAUCCGUGGUGGACGCGGGCGCGCGAGUGGAAGGCGUUGAUGAACCCACCCCUCCACCUCACAGACGCCGACCUCGCAAAAUACGACGGCACCAACCCAACCCUCCCCAUCUACCUCGCCCUAAACGGCACAAUCUACGACGUAUCCGCCGGCCGCAGCACCUACGGUCCGGGGGGGUCGUACCACUUCUUCGCGGGGCGCGACUCCGCGCGCGCCUUCCUAACAGGUUGUUUCGCGACCGACAUCACGCCGGACCUGCGAGGCGUGGAGGAAAUGUUUAUCCCUGUUGAUCCGGAGACGAAGCCCGAUGCUGCGCCUGAGGUGCUGGAGAAGGCUAGUAAAAGGCGCGUGUUGAGUAGUGGUGAGUUGAAGAAUCGGAGGGCGGUGGAGAUGCGCAGGGCGAGGCAGUUGGCGCGGGAUGGGCUGGAGAAUUGGCAUAGACUGUUUAGGGGGGAUAAGGGGAAGCCGUAUUUUAAGGUGGGGGAGGUGGUUAGGGAGGAGGGGUGGGCGGAUAAGUCGGUGCCGAUGGGGUUGUGUGAACAGGCGGAGAAGGGGAGGCCGGUGAGGAAGUAUGAU
This is a messenger RNA of Dothidotthia symphoricarpi CBS 119687, 759 nucleotides long. Its product is annotated as cytochrome b5. The transcript has 2 exons. Gene Ontology annotation, cellular component: endomembrane system; membrane. NCBI's taxonomy places the organism in Eukaryota, Fungi, Ascomycota, Dothideomycetes, Pleosporales, Dothidotthiaceae. The record is from RefSeq and is a predicted model, not a curated record. The annotation marks the transcript as partial.